GAAAGAAAAGAGGGGGGGAAAUCCCACCCACCCUCAUCUGCUGCGGAAUAAAAGAAAUAUCGUCGGGCGCGACGCCAUGUGAGCGGCGGGCUGGGACCGGGCGGAGCAGCCGAGCCCCGGGACAGCGGGGACAGCCCCGAGCGGAGCCGCCGCAUGGUGGAGAACCCCAGUCUGGCGGGCAGACCCGCCCUGGCGGCCGCCCCGCCGCGGGGCCCGGGGGCGGCGGGGGGGCUGCGCUUGGCGGCGGUGAUGGAGAGCUUGCAGCGGCAGCAGGCGGCACGCCUGGCCCGCGGCCCCGACGGCCCCCGACGGCCCCCGGCGGAGCCCGGUCCCUGUCCCGGUCCGUGCCCCGGUCCCCGCCGCCGCCCGCCGCCUGCCGCCGCGGGGGGGGAGGGCGAGGAGGAGGAGGAGGAGGAGGAAGAGGAGGAGGAAGAAGAAGGGGAGCCCCGCGAGCCGCUGCCCCCCCCGCACCACGAGUGGACCUACGAGGAGCAGUUCAAGCAGCUCUAUGAACUGGACGAGGACCCGAAACGCAAGGAGUUCCUGGAUGAUCUCUUUGGCUUCAUGCAGAAGAGAGGGACACCCGUGAACCGCAUCCCCAUCAUGGCCAAGCAAGUGCUGGACUUGUACACACUGUACCGACUGGUGACAGACAAGGGUGGCCUGGUCGAAGUCAUCAACAAGAAGAUCUGGCGAGAGAUCACCAAGGGCCUCAACCUACCUACCUCCAUCACCAGCGCUGCCUUCACCCUCCGCACGCAAUACAUGAAGUACCUGUAUCCCUAUGAAUGUGAGAAGCGGGCACUCAGCUCUCCUGGGGAGCUCCAAGCUGCCAUCGACAGCAACCGUCGGGAGGGACGGAGGCAGACUUUUGGCACGGCACUCUUCAACUACUCACCAAGUGGCACCCCAACCCUGUUGGGCUCCCCCAAAAUGCCUCUGCCAGCUCUUAGCAUCUCCACACACAGCUGUGGCCAGCUUGGACAGGUGCACACCGUUAAGAAAGAGGAUGGCGUCCUGGCAGCAGCAGUGCCAGGGCGCAUCGCUAUCCCAGUGGGACUGGCCGGCCACCAUCUCGCAGCAGCCCAGGCAGCAGCCGCUUCGCAAGCAGCAGUGCUGGAGCAGCUGCGGGAGAAGCUGGAGACAGGGGAGCCUCCAGAGAAGAAGGUGGCUCUGACGGCAGAGGAGCAGCAACGGCUGGUGCAACAUGCAUUGCAGCACAACCUCCUGGCCGUGGCCUCACAGUUCCCCAUGAACAUCAAGAUCUCCAACCGAGAUGACAGACAGGAGGCCGCAUUGAACCUGUCCACCAACGGCAUUAGCAGUAUCAACAUGUCAAUAGAAAUAAAUGGAGUUGUCUACACAGGCGUCCUGUUUGCCCGCCGGCCCACGAUUCCCUCAGCACCUGGUGGAGGGAACACCCAGAGCCGUCUGAACCCCAUGCACGCCCCAAACCCACUGCUCCCAGCCCCCUCACACAGCCACACUCCCAGCAGCACCUCACCAUAGGGGAGAGGCCCCCUUGCUCCCAAAAAGCAGUUUGGCAUCCCCAGGGCCUGGGAAGACGAGCUGUGGGACCCACCUGGGCCACCAAGGUGGGAUGGGGGACCUGAAGGUACCUCUUGCAAUACCGAGCUGUGUCCGUGCAAGGCUGUGGGUACCCAUGUGGUCCCUUCUGUUCCUUACCCGAGCGUGUGGGAUCCCUUCCCCACACGUGCCCUCUGACACAUGCACUGUCCUUCCCAGGCGUUGACUCCAGCUCAGCCACCAUACAGCUCCUGUCUACCCUUCUGCCUGGGGCCCUCCCGGGAUCCUCACACUGCAGCCCCUACACACUGCAGCCCCUACACAUACCUCAGUGCACAUACUGCACCCUCCACACAUACCUCAAUGCACACACUGUGGGCCCUGUACCCACCUCAGUGCACACUCUGCAGCCCCCAGACCCACCUCAGUGCACGCACUGCACCCUCCACAUUGCCACGCUCAAUGCCCAACCUGUAUCUCCUACAUAUUGUCUUUCCUAUACGCAUCUCUAUGCACACUGCAUCCCUUAUACACAGUGUCAGUGCAUCUGCUGCAUCUCAUACACAUCGUGUCCCCUAUACACACCCCCAGUGCACAUCCUUGGUGCCCACAUUUCAUCACCUGAGCA
This is a messenger RNA of Cuculus canorus (common cuckoo), 2155 nucleotides long. It is a transcript of the gene ARID3C, whose product is annotated as AT-rich interaction domain 3C. NCBI's taxonomy places the organism in Eukaryota, Metazoa, Chordata, Aves, Cuculiformes, Cuculidae. The transcript has 8 exons. Gene Ontology annotation, cellular component: nucleus. Gene Ontology annotation, biological process: regulation of transcription by RNA polymerase II. The record is from RefSeq and is a predicted model, not a curated record. The coding region runs from base 154 to 1509 and encodes 451 amino acids. Gene Ontology annotation, molecular function: DNA binding.